GAUGGAUGCAACCUUGAAAGAACUGACUAGUUUAGUAAAGGAAGUCUACCCAGAAGCCAGAAAGAAGGGCACACACUUCAAUUUUGCAAUUGUUUUUAUGGAUCUUAAACGACCUGGAUAUCGAGUUAAGGAGAUUGGCAGCACCAUGUCUGGCAGGAAGGGCACUGAUGACUCCAUGACCCUGCAGUCACAGAAGUUCCAAAUAGGGGAUUAUCUGGACAUAGCCAUCACUCCUCCAAAUCGAGCACCUCCUUCAGGACGGAUGAGACCGUACUAAAUUCUAUUGACUUUCUUCAAGUUAUUUUUCAGCCAGUUUGUAAAAUAAACUUAAUCUUUUCCUCCCUUGAACCUUGCCAUUAAGCCUUUAAAUUUUAAGCAAAUUGUAACACAUUUAUUUAGGAAUUAGAGUUGGAUGUACUUUGGUAUAUUAAAGUCUGUAUGUUUUAAGUCCUCCUGUAAAAUACGAAAAGUGCUCUUAGCAUUCUGUGUAAAACUGUUGUGAAAUACAUGUGUGCAAUUAGCCCAGGUGUGAAGUUAAUGGAGACCUGGGAACAGAGUCUCAACCAUGAGGGCAUUUUAAGCCCUCAAGAGGCAGAACAAGAAAGCCAUGGGGUUGUAUAAAAUGGUACAGUCAGUUUGUGGUAUUAGACUAUAGGCGUGUGUGAAUAAGACGUUGAAAAAACCAUCUUGUGUUGGAAAAGCUUGGCUCGCUUAAAUAACAAAAUAAAAUAGGUGGCAAGAGCUAGAGAGACGGCUCAGUUUAAGAACACUUGCUACUCUUGCAGAGGACCCAGGCCCCACCCAACAUCUGCAUGAUGGCUCACAACUCUAACUGCAGUCCUAGGGGAUCUGACCCACUCCUGACUAUAGCACCAUGCAUGUGUUGAAGAGAAGAAAUGAGCCAAAGCCUAAGGUUCAAUCAAGGUUUACCUUGAAGAGCUGAGAAUGGAGGGAGAGGGAAGGAAGCAGUCCUGUGAAGUGCUGGAAAGCUGUAAAAGCUUUAGAGUAGGACCUGCAGGGCAGGAGAGAUGGCAGAGCAGGUCAGUCAUGCUGAUGUGUGUGUGAAGGGCAAGGGAGGAGGAAGAGAGCUAAAUAGUUAUUCUCUGACAUGAAGAACUGGAUUUGUUCUACCACUUUCCAGCUUGUAUAGGACAGCUUAGCUGUGUGUGCCAGGACUGUACAGAACAUACUGCCAAGUACCGCCUAAAAACCUCGGCUGCGGUGCGGGGACUGACUCUUGGCUGGUAAGGCUGUACUUGCUUGAGUUCAGGGCAGGCAUUUGAAAUACUGACCUGACCCUGCCUUACUGAAUUCAUACACAAUUACAAACUCCAAUCUUAAAAUACUUGGCUAUAGUUUCCACCUUAAAGGUGGUUAAGAGCAGUAGAAUGACUGCCUGUCUGGUUUGUUGUCUUAAACACUUGUCAAUGGCUGUGAUUUCCUAGGGUUGGCAAUGAAAUAAGCUAAAAGUAUUUUUUAGGAUUAAUCUUGACCAGGUAACCAUUCUCUGAAGACAAAAUCACUGGAUUCUUUUCUCCCCCAAAUAAGGAAAUCCCUAGGGGCAGUAAGCUAAAACCGAAGAUAAAAUUACAAGUAUUUAUUUGGAGGAAGGGACUAUGAGUCAGGACAACUUUGGGUGUUGGUUCUCUGCUUCCACCAUUGAGUCCCCAGGAUCAAACUCAGGUGGUCACACUUGGUAAAGGCUCCUUUACCCACUGAGCCAUCUCACUAGCCCAAAGAGCAACUUGACAUAAUUUUGUUAUUUUGGGUGUAUGCAUGGGCCUUUCAGAGGUCAGAGGGUAGUUUCAGACCCCCAGAACUGGCAUUGCAGACACCUAGUAAGGCUGCAUGUGGAUGCUGGGAACCAAAUGGAGUCAGUCCUCUGCAGAAGCAGCAAGUGUUCUCCGUAGCCCUUGUUUUUGAGAAUAGAAUUCAUAGAUCUGAUUUUGGGGGGGGGGGGUGUCCUGUGUAUAUGAUUGUCUUACUGGUUGAUAAAGUACUGUUGGUCAAUAGGAAAACAAGAUAGGUGGGACUAGGAGUCAAAAAGGAUUCUGGGAAAGGUAGGAGAAAGCACAGUAACCAUGUGAGCCCGGCAAGACAGGACGCUUGCUGCUGGCGUCUGAUAAGUCUUAUAAAAUAAACAGGUUUAUGAUAAUUUAAGACUGAGCUAGCAGAUGAGAAAUCCUAGUCAUUUGGCUAAGCAGCAUUUGUGCCUAAUAUAAGUCUGUUUGUGUUACUUGGGACCUUAACGUGGCGGUGGGCGGAACUUAGGGCGGCCUGGCGGAAAGACUUAUUGUUAGAGAUAUUACCUGCCUCUGCUUUCUAUCCUGGGAUCAAAGGCAUGCGGGACCAUACCCAGCACAAAGCAUUUUUAAUAGUAAACACUUAAAUCACUUUAGUAAUUUGUCUGGGAAUGUUAACAUAGUCAUUACCCUGGAAGGGUGCUGUGGUGAAACUUUUUGGUUUUGUUUCUUGGACAGGGUUCUGCUGCAUAGCCCUGGCUGUCCUGGAACUUGCUCUGUAAACCAAGCUGGCCUUGAACUCAUGGAUCUGCCUGCCUCCACUUCCACUGACUGGCUUGCAUAGCCAGGUGACUUCGACUUGGCACAAGGCUCAGUGUCAGUUAUUUUCAAAGAGGGAAGCACUGCCUGCAACCUCUGCUCUGCACCUUGGGUGCUCGGACGUCCUAACCCUAUUCAGCUGCUUUUAACACUUCCAGGGAAAUUCAUGUACAGUAACGUAAAUAAAAACUUUUGAGAUGGUA
Messenger RNA from Cricetulus griseus (Chinese hamster), 2764 nucleotides. The record is from RefSeq and is a predicted model, not a curated record. Lineage: Eukaryota; Metazoa; Chordata; Mammalia; Rodentia; Cricetidae.